Anopheles coustani is the source of this 2029-nucleotide messenger RNA. RefSeq names its product protein RFT1 homolog. Gene Ontology annotation, cellular component: endoplasmic reticulum membrane. The transcript is spliced from 4 exons. Gene Ontology annotation, biological process: glycolipid translocation; dolichol-linked oligosaccharide biosynthetic process. Lineage: Eukaryota; Metazoa; Arthropoda; Insecta; Diptera; Culicidae. The record is from RefSeq and is a predicted model, not a curated record. The coding region runs from base 160 to 1863 and encodes 567 amino acids.
UUCGUACGAGUUGUACACGCUCAAAACCUAUCAGAAUUUUCUAAAAUGUAACCGUUUCCUUACCACACUUUGAACAACAAUCCCUCCCGUAGCCGACAAGUUUUUGGUUGUGUGUUAUCUGUUUCGUGUUAUUUGUAUAUCGAAGAAUUUCAAUCCAUUAUGGGAAGAAAUGUACUCGCCAGCAGCUUACAGAAUGCAUCCUUUAGUAUCAUAUUUCAGAUUAUUUGCCGAUGCAUCACAUUCGCGAUAAAUGCAUUCAUCGUGCGGAACGUGGGCAGAGAAGUGUUGGGAAUUACCAACGUCCGUCUGUUACUGCUCGAGAGCACAUUGCUUUUCCUCUCUAAGGAAGCGAUCAUACGAUCGGCACUCAGCUCACGCCACAAUAAGCAAUGUAGUUGGGCACAACUGAUUAAUCAGCUAUGGAUCACCGUACCGGUAUGUUUUGCGCUGGCCAUCCCGUGUCUGUAUGUCUGGAUCAAUUGGCUUUCGUCGGUGGAUGCCAUCUACGCCGAGCAGUACCGGUUUGGGUGCUUCGCAAUAGCGUUUGCUUGCAUCAUAGAACUUACCGCCGAAGCACCCAUUUUCGUCGGUCAGGUGUUUUGCUUCGUGAAGCUUAAGGUUAUUCUCGACACAGGGCAUAUUUUCAUCCGAUCGUUUAUCUUUAUCGCGAUCGUGCUGCUCAAUAAGGACAUAACGAUUUAUGCGUUCGGAAUCGCACAGAUCACGAGCGCCUGUACGAUCAUUGCGGGAAACUAUGCAUUCUACUAUUUCUACAUACCGAAGCUGUUGCGGUAUCGGGAUGAGUUAAAAAAAGUGGACGAUAAGUAUAUCUUACGUGAAAAGUAUGGCCAACAGUAUGAGAAUAUGGAAGAUUUCCCGUUUGCCUCCAUUAAACAAAUGCUUCCAGGAGUUUUACCAAAUCCGAAUUCCGUCUUUAACUCAGAUCUUCAAUCGCUUGUGUUGAGUUUCGCCAAACAGGGUAUAUUGAAGCAAGUGCUGACCGAGGGAGAAAAGUACGUCAUGUCCGUCAGCCCUGUGCUAACCUUCAGCGAGCAGGCAACGUACGACGUUGUGAAUAAUAUGGGUAGCCUAGCGGCACGGUUCAUCUUCCGACCGAUCGAAGACAGCGCCUACUUCUACUUCACGCAGUCGAUUGCACGCGACACAAGCCUCGCCCAGCAGAAGCGCGAAAUCGUCCAGGAAACGUCCGACGUGCUCGCAUACGUUCUUAAAACCGUCUCAUCGAUCGGACUGCUUGCAUUUGUCUUCGCCCAAAGCUACUCUGGCACGGUGCUGCUUUUGUACGGCGGGGCAGACUUUGUAGAGGGUGGCCUACCGGAGCUACUGCUACGCUGGCAUAGCUUGGCCAUCGUUCUGCUCGCCCCGAACGGUAUCACCGAGGGGUACAUGUUCGCAACGAACACCGCCAAGCAGAUUGACACGUACAACUACUACAUGGCGUUCUUCUCCGUGACCUUUCUGCUGCUCUCGUACCAGCUGACGAAUUGGUUCGGACCGGUCGGGUUCAUACUGGCCAACUGCUGCAACAUGAGCUUCCGCAUCGGGUACAGCGUUUUCUACAUCAACAAACACUUCCACCCGGUUGGUAUGAGCCCGUUGCUAAAAUCCUUGCCCGGUCCGAUGUACCUGAGUGUGCUGAUAGUAUGUGGAAUUGUAUGCAAGAUUUCCGAAUCGUACUUCAGCGGUCGAUCAAUCCUGUGCCACCUGUUUAUCGGGGCGCUCUGUACGGCGCUGUCGGUGGCCACGUGGAGUUUUGAAAACCGGGAACUCUUGCGCACGGGACUGGCACGGUAUCGUACGCGUAAGCAAAGCCUUACUCCCGACGACGGCCCUAGCCGCUGAAGAAUCCGAAGCGUACAUCCCUUGCUCAACUUAAACCAAAGAAAGUAGAACAAUAUGUAGCUUCUCUUUUUGGUUGUUUUACACGUUCCUUACUAAAAAAGACGAUCGACCAUAGGACCUUUAACACUACGCACUGCAAUAUUGUCAAUUGAUUGCGCUUCUUUUU